GCCGCGGCCCCUGAGCUGUCCCCGGGGCUGCGUGCACAGGACAGGGUCUGCUGACUUCACUCCCAGGAAGCCACCCCACUCUGUGUCCCUCAAGUCCCCGCCAAUGCCCUUUGCCCUGGCUCUCAUUUCUCUGCCUUUUCUUCCCCGUCUUUGGCUUAAAUAGCAGAACGCAGAACUGAAGCAUGCAUUCAGAAAGCAGGAUUUACCCAAGGAACAGCCACCUGGCCCGCAGCUGAGGCUGGGCCUUGUUUAAGCAGCCGGACCGGCCAGCGCCAGGCGGACUUCGCCCUGUUUUCAGACUUCAUCUGCCAGCGGUGGUCGGAGUGGCCAGCAUGGCGCCCUGUGUCCGGCUGCUCUUCAUCCUCCUCCUCUUCCUUGAGCCCCACGGGGCAGCAUCCUCAGUAUUUGUUCCGGCCUCAGAUGCAAAUGAAGUCCUGGUAAGAUGGAAGCGUGCAGGCUCCUAUCUUUUGGAAGAGCUCUUUGAGGGAAAUUUGGAAAAAGAAUGUUAUGAAGAAAUCUGUGUCUAUGAAGAAGCAAGGGAAGUGUUUGAAAAUGAUGCAGACACUGAUGGAUUUUGGAAAAGGUAUAUGGGUAAGUGGUUUCCCGCAUCCCCGCGAGGAUUAUUUCCUCUCCUGCCUGAGACCAGCGGCUCCCCGUGCGCCUCCCGGCCCUGCCUCAACAACGGGUCCUGCCAGGACAGCGUCCGCAGCUACAUCUGCAGCUGCCCCUCGGGCUACGAGGGCCGGGACUGCGCGCUGGCUAAGAACGAGUGCCACGCGGCCAGGACGGACGGGUGUCAGCAUUUCUGCCGCCCGGGGAAGAAGUCCUACGCGUGCAGCUGUGCGCAGGGCUACAGGCUGGGGCCCGACCGCAAGGCCUGCGUCCCCCACGAGAGGUGCGCGUGUGGAGCCCCCAGCCCCGAGGGCAUCACCGCCCCACUGGGGGGCCGGCGGCCUCUUCAGGCGUUCCCGUGGCAGGUGAAACUAACAAAUUCUGAAGGAAAAGACUUCUGCGGUGGUGUUGUAAUACAGGAAAAUUUUGUACUGACAACAGCAAAAUGUUCACUAUUACACAGAAAUAUCAGUGUGAAAACAAGCUCCCGUAGAGCGAGCGCGGACCCACUGGCGAUCAGGGUGAAGGGCGUCCACGUGCACAUGAGGUACGAGGAGGAGACGGGCGACAAUGACAUCUCGCUGCUGGAGCUGGGGCUGCCCAUCCAGUGCCCAGACGCCGGGCUCCCCAUCUGUGUGCCUGAGAAGGACUUUGCGGAGCACGUGCUCAUCCCAGGGACAGGCGGCCUCCUCAGCGGCUGGACACUCCACGGCCCCGAGCUGGGCGACGUGACCGCACAGCUGCCGGUCACACUCAUGGACGGCGAGGAGUGUGGCCGAGCCCUCAAUGCGACGGUCACAACAAGGAUGUACUGCGACAGGGGUGUGGCGGGGGGCAGCCUGCAGUGGGCGGGGGGCAGCACGGUCGCCAGAGAGCACGCGGGCACCUGGUUCCUGACAGGCAUCCUGGGCGCGGUGCCCAGGGAGGAGCAUGCGGGGGCCUUCCUUCUCACCAAGGUUGCAAGAUACUCCCUCUGGUUUAGACAAGUCAUGAGUAAUCAAGCCCAGCCGGCAGAAUAAACACAUGGAGGAAUUCCAAGUUAGCUGCCACCACAGGCAGGAACUGAGAUUUCACAGCCAACACGGGACCGUGUCAGAGCACCGCACGGGCCCUGGCAACACCAUGCUGCCAGGGACCACGGCGGUACCCCCGCAGUGCCCGCGCGGCUCUCCUUGGGACCUCUUACCUGAGCUGUUGCCUCGAGAGAAGGGAGAGACAGUCAGUAAUAAACAUGCAUUUGUUGUCACAAGACAGCCGCAUUCCCAAAA
Molecule: messenger RNA, 1880 nt
Organism: Manis pentadactyla (Chinese pangolin)
Lineage: Eukaryota; Metazoa; Chordata; Mammalia; Pholidota; Manidae
Gene: PROZ
Product: protein Z, vitamin K dependent plasma glycoprotein
Exons: 8
Coding region: 333-1631 (432 amino acids)
Biological process (GO): blood coagulation; proteolysis
Cellular component (GO): extracellular region
Molecular function (GO): calcium ion binding; serine-type endopeptidase activity
Source: RefSeq, a predicted model, not a curated record